GAGACCCUGAAGAAGACAGCCAGCGGGGAGGGCGAGGUCAACGAGAUGGGCAUCCAUCACGCGCUGACCAGCAUGUACAAUGAUGGCGGAGUGAAAGAUAUGAUGCGCGACAGGGGUAUCCAGGACGUGGACGGUGUGAUGUCAGAUCUGGGGGCCGACAUCUCCUCGGAUGGGCACCUGAUGAACCCGCAGAAGUGGGGCCUCUUGGGCCCUGACCAGACGCCCUUGGGCCCCGCCCCCUCUGGCAACGGCGGGGCUGCUGACAAGGACAAGUGCGCGGGCCGCAACAAGGGGACCCUGAAGGAAGAGUGGGAGUUCUGGGAGUCGGUGCGGCUGGGGAACUGGUCGGUCACCACAAACGGCAAGGUGGACCCUCGGCUGGCGGGCAGGUGGACCAGAGCCUAUCAG
This is a messenger RNA of Prorocentrum cordatum, 408 nucleotides long. Lineage: Eukaryota; Dinophyceae; Prorocentrales; Prorocentraceae. The record is from the annotation of a GenBank genome assembly.